AUGAGUCUAGAAAUGCAAACAUUAGAUACAAUCCCUAUCUAUGAACAAUCAGACCAUGAUAUUUACCAAGCUUGGGCAUUUAUUGAAGGAUUGUACAAAAAUAUUAGAGUACUAUUAUUUGAUUCAUUAUCUUAUAUUAAUCAGGCAAGAAGAGAUCAAGCAAUUAAAACUAUAUUGUCAUCUUAUAAUCCAUUAGCUGAAAAUAAUGAGGUGUUCAAUCAAGACCUUAAUACUCUUAUUGAAAAGAAGAAUACUACAAACAAAUUUAUCACUGAAGCUCUUAGAAAUAAGAGGCAUGUCUCUUCAAAAAGAGACAAUACCAGAACAGUCAGAAAAACAGGCAAUAAGAUGGCCCUAUAUCACAUGCAGGUGUUGGAUAUUUUACAAUACAAUUACAUACUGUUCUCUGGAAUUAAAGCUCCGAAUGUUUACAUUGUUCAUUAUG
Molecule: messenger RNA, 445 nt
Organism: Cetraspora pellucida
Lineage: Eukaryota; Fungi; Glomeromycota; Glomeromycetes; Diversisporales; Gigasporaceae
Source: the annotation of a GenBank genome assembly